Molecule: messenger RNA, 9308 nt
Organism: Struthio camelus australis
Lineage: Eukaryota; Metazoa; Chordata; Aves; Struthioniformes; Struthionidae
Source: RefSeq, a predicted model, not a curated record
GGAAUGGAGACGCAGAACUGUGAAGGCGUAGCCUGUGUGUCACCCUCUCUCUCUAUUGACUGAAAGAGAAAGUCCAUUGUUGCUGUGAGUUUCAUUGCAGCAUUCCUCUGUCUGAUUAUCGUUCGUCUCACAAAUGAAGUUAAUUUCCCUUUGAUCCUCAACUGCUUUGGACAAACCAGUGUCAAGUGGAUACCGUUUUCUAAUGGUCAUAGGCGGCCUAUGAGAACUCACUAUGGAUAUAUAAAUGUGAAAACGCAAGAGCCUCUACGACUAGACUGUGACCUCUGUGCCAUUGUUUCAAACUCAGGACAGAUGGCUGGCCAGAAAGUGGGAGCUGAGAUAGACAAGUCCUCCUGCAUAUGGAGGAUGAACAACGCUCCCACGAAGGGCUAUGAGGAGGAUGUUGGGAAGAGGACAACCGUAAGAGUGGUCUCUCACACGAGCGUGCCUCUGUUACUCAAGAAUCCCGAGUAUUUUUUCAAAGAAACCAACAACACUGCCUAUGUGAUCUGGGGGCCUUUUCGGAACAUGAGGAAAGAUGGAAAUGGCAUUGUGUACAACAUGCUGAAGAAAACUGUUGACAGCUACCCAGCUGCCAGAAUCUAUGUGACAACAGAAAAGCGCAUGGGUUACUGUGAUGCCGUGUUUAAGAAGGAAACAGGAAAAGACCGAGUCCAGUCAGGUUCAUAUCUCAGUACGGGUUGGUUUACCUUAAUUUUGGCUAUGGAUGCCUGCUAUGGAAUUCGCGUCUAUGGGAUGAUAAAUGACACCUACUGCAAGUCAGAAGGCUUUCGAAAAGUUCCCUACCAUUAUUAUGAGCCAGGAAGAGAUGAGUGUGAGGAGUACUUUCUGCAUGAAAAUGCUCCAUAUGGAGGCCAUAGGUUUAUCACAGAGAAGAAAGUAUUUGCUAAAUGGGCCAAGAAGCACACAAUAAUAUUCACGCAUCCCAACUGGACAGUAUCUUGAUGCUGGUUUUCUUAACUCCUCCUUAAUAGUGUAAUAUUACAAAAAUGUCUCAGUUUACAGUAAUUUUGCUUACAUCUGACUGGACUUUCUCAGCCUAGGUAAUGCUAAACUAAAAUCUAGAAGACAAAGAGGAUGAUGAUUCAGCUGUUAAGCAAAAUUAAUCAAUCUGUGGAAGGCAGACAGUUUGCUUGUUGUUUCUUAGGGUUUUACUCUUCAUAAUGCACUUUAUACUGUAACUGGAUAUUACUUCAAGACAACAGCAAUUAAAGACAGCUGUGAUUUCCAGUAUAUACAGGUGCGCAUGCACACACAGAGAACAUGGCGGUCCUUUAAAACUUGUCCAUUGCCUUAGUUAAUUAAAAUUAGUACUUGCAGCUCUUUUGCAGUACUGAGUCCUGCAGUACUUCUUAGAUUUACAGUAUUAGCAGAAAUUUUCCACAAAGGAAAUAUGAGGAAAUAUACAGACCUCUGAGGUCUACUUGUCUUAUCCAUGAGUGAGUAAACUUCAAGAACCGUCUAAAUACAUUGAUACAUGUGAGCACUUGCAUAUAGGGUAAAAUUACAGAUGGGCUGAACAUGGUUCCUGAACCGCACACAACUGAAAGAUAUGAAAAGCUAUGCUUUGGUCAAGGCUCCUGGGUAAUUCAGAACUUCUAGAAUGCAGCUUCCUUCCAGCCCGGUCAGGCUGCACCACCUUGGAUGAUGUGUUUUGUGCUUUUUGAGGCUGUUGUGCCACAGUGUAGCCGCAGUAGCGUGGCACUUAGCAGCAACUGUGUUUUGCAGCCCAGGCUGAAACUUUGGUUGUUACCACUAACCUGCUACCAGUACCCAAGUUAGUGAGUGUAAAGCUGUCUCAUGAACAUCUCCAUUUACUGCAGACAUGCCUUUGAGAUGCUUAGAGCUCCAACAUCCAAACUCUAAAACCAGCCAGUUUUGACAGUAUUUCCCUUGCAGCCAUCAUAAUUUAUUUUACCUCUCCAAGUUUCUCUAUCUUUAAAAAUGGGGAUAGUAUCUACCUACCUCACAAGGGAGUUGUGAGGAUUAAUUUAAGUCCGUAAAGCACUUUGCUGAUGAAAAAUGCUACAGAGCAUUUAUUCUUAAUGCAAAAGCAAUGGUACCUGUCAUAUAUUCUUGUCUGUUGGGUAUUUGAAGAAAGCGAUGGCAUGUCUGGAUCUGAUGGCAGAUUGUUCUGUGCAUCCUCUUUCCUACUGAGGAUAAUUUGUAACACAGUUCUCUCAGAUUGCAUUGCCUCAGAUGGAGUUGAAAGAACUCACCACCUCACAGUAUUAUCUGCACAUCAAGAGGCAGUUCAAGAAUUUUAAAGUAUGCCUGUCUCUAGUUGAAAUACAUAGUUCCAAGCUUACUCUCAUGGAAGGUUUUCAACUGCAGCAGACUUACCUGUAAUAUGACCAUAAAUCAACUAAACAUGUGAAGUUUAUUUAAACUGUAUUUAAAUUAGUGCUUAAGAGGCUUUAAGUUUAGAAUGUGUCUUAUGAAUAUUUUAACACCUGGAAUAUCAGAUUCAACACUGUAGUAGCCAAUACUGUGAAAACUUGAAAGAAGUAUGUGUGGAACAAGACACACAGGGUUUGCUCACACUACUUAAACAUUAACCAACAGGAAACUUUGUAUGCUUUUGUAAGUCAUGAAGAGGAGAAAGUAAAAAGCUAUUUUUACAUGUAAGUAUUUGUAUACUGACUAUUGUAUAUUUGUACAUAUAAAUCUAUGUUUUAUAUCUUCAUGGCAUAUAUAUUCUCUCAUCAUCAGCUUCAGCCCUUUAGGUAUGGAGAGGAAAUCCCUGCACCAGUGUUCCUUCUCCUGCUGGCUAGUUUCUUGUUCCUGUUGGUAGGGAUGCCAGGGUAUCAUGUCUCUCAUCUGUUGUAGUUUCUACUGCAAAUGCAUCUUCCUGUUUUUAAUUUUAAUAUAGCUAAGCUUUCACUGCUUACUGCUUUCACUGCUGUAAGUGUUCAUGCUGGUUGUGAAAGGCAGGAGCCACGCCUAUGAUCCCGGACAAACAUCAAUAUCCAAAUACUAUAUCCAUCCCAGGCUUCUCAUGUGACUUGAAGCCUCACCUUCCUGUUUGGAAAAAGAGAACAGUAACAUUUUCGUACUCCCUGUCUUGACUGACUUUCUUGUAAGCUCUUGAGGCAGAUAGAUACUCUCAUUUGCAAUAUAUGUGCAAUACUGCCUUGCAAAAGAGGUACCCAAAGUCACUGAAGGCUACAGGCACUACUAUAAUAUACAAACAGUAUUUUUUUAAAUGGCUGCUUCUUGUCCCUGGAGUUUAAAACCAAUUAUAGGCUAAUAUAGCACAGAUGAAAUCAAGAUGGGGGAAGGGUCAUGGAUGGAUGAAGGGCUGUGGUAGCAAAAGACAGUGAGCUAGAUUUAUUGCUAUAUGCAUAUGCAGUUCAGAUGGAUGGCUGGAUAGAUGGAAAGCUAAUAAAAGAAUUGUAAUGCAGGAUUUGAAGGAUGCUGGGCACACAGAGCUAGGGAGAACAUUCCUCACAUAUUGUACAGGGCAGCCCAGGAAAAUCUAUAGCUCCCUUCUGGGAAGAGAAGCCAAAAGGGAGAACGUCAGUCAAGAGGACUUGUAUUUAGAAGGUCUUUGGGGUAGUAGAAAGUUACUAUGAAACUGCUGCACAUGAAAGUGCAGGUGGGCUGGACAGACUUACAUGAAGAGUGUCUGCCUGAUGCAUGGUCCUUCCCCUCAGUAAGCAUAUCGUAAGGAUUUUGCAAGAGUUAUGUUCACAUGUAAGGCAAUUUUGAAGCCUGAGAAAAUUUUUACAAUAAUUGAAACUUGCCAAAUGACCACAAAUCAGUUGUAAAAUAUGUGCUUUAUUCUUAAAAAUAAACAUGUAUAAAUACAAAUCUUUAAAAACAUCUUUAAAAACAGCUUCUAAAAGAGAAAUGAGGGAGAACACACUUGCAGCCUCCAAAAGGUCAGAUUAGAUUUUACAAGGCAUAGACCUAAGUUUGUAAUGAGGUAGUCCACAUGCUGUUGUAAGAGGAUACCGUUUUGUCUUUAACCAGUUUUGACUUAGCGUCUAUCCAGCACUACUGUAGAAGAAUGUAUUUCCUUAUUGGCUAUGUAUGUGUAUGCUCCUUUUUACUAAAUACUAAAGGCCUUGUUUACCAAAUAAUUUAACUGUGCACAUCAGUUCUUCCCUGUUCACGUACGGAUGAGCCUUUACAUCCCACUGAAGUUAGGCAAGUGCUUUUGUGCUCUAUGGGGUCUAAAUGUAUGAGUUACGGAAGACUAAAACUUCAUUUGCACUGGCCUAUUAAUGUGUGCUGCAGGAUGGACUGGGUUUGGUUCGCUAGUCAGACAGGCUUUAGGUCGAACUGCAGCUCCUGUGCAGGCUGCAUGCCCUAAUUUCCUUUAUGUGAAAAUUAGCUCAUGGGGUGAGCUUGCGAACACUUCUGGCUCCAUAAUGGAAUUAGAAAGCAGCUAGGAGCCGGGAUGAGCAUCCAGCCCUAGGCUGGACUAGGAAACAGUCCCAGUUACCAUGCAUUAAAGUAGCUUCUGUUUACUAAGCAAUUUUCCGUAAGAAUUCCUUCCCCCCACCCUGUAAUUAUUUGAAAAUUAACUAGAAUAUAUCAUUUUUAUGUAACAUGGAAAUGAGCAGAAGCUACUGUAGUUGUUUGUGGAAUGCUUGCAUGCUGUACGGGACAAUAUCCCAGCAAUGGCUAGCUAAGAAAAAUACAACUCUUACAGCAGCUAAGAGUUCUUCUUACAGCAGAAUUGAGACCAUCAUUAGAGUGCAGUUGUCACAGAGCAAAUGUAAAAGUGUUGCUUCCCACUUUUAGAGGGGCUUGGAUUUGCACUGAGAGCAGAUCCACAUUUAGAAACAUUACAACAGGCUUCAUUCACACCAGAGCAAAUGAACAUCAGUUUCCUUAUUUAAAUGAGCCUGUCUUUAGCAUAAACUAAACAAAUAUUUUUAUUAUAUGAGUAAGGAACUGUGACCACUGUGAUAAAGAUGAUUCUGUAAAUAAAUGAGUUUGUUGGAGUCUGUUAAAAAUCAGCACUGCAGUGCUAAAGAAAGAAUUUCAGUGUGUGGCUGUGGGGUAAGAGACCUUGAUGAUUCACCUUCUGAGAGCAGUUAAGACAUCAGCUGAGAAUCAUUUAUUAAUUCUUUAAAAGAAAGCCUACUACAGUUUACCUCAAUGUAAUCAGAUCCUAAUUGCUUAUUCAUUCAAGCAGCCCUAUUUUAAUCAACUGCUCGUGUAUAAAACAAGCAGGGAGUUUACCUGAGGAUUUCAAAAUAAGUCUUCAUAUUGCUGCUAAUAGAGGAAUACUUACAAAUAAUUUGGCAUUUUUUUUUGCCAUGAGUCAGCUAAGUAGUCACCAAAAGUUUUCUUUCAUAACUUAAUUGUUUCAAAUACAAUUAUUAAAAAAAAAAGCAUUGUUUAGCAGGCCGUAGCCUUAGCUUUAAGCAAAAGCUUAAAAUUUAAUAUGCGUUGUUACAUUUAUUUCUGAUUGAAUAGUAGAGACCGUUCUAGAAAGAAAUCUGACUUUUUGAUCAGCUAAGUACUGAUUCACAGCUAAUUACUGAGUAACAAAAACCCCCAAAUGACGCCAACCUUCCCACUUUCCCCUGCUACCUGCCUGGCUUUGCACUCCCCUACUUGAACUAAGGCCUCUAGCAGAAAGAAAAAAGGAUUCUGUGUGCCCAGUGAAAUUCCCACCUGCAGACCGAGCGGAUCAGUUACAUCAGUAAAUGGGAAGGAUUGAGCAAGAGUUCUACUGAGGAGCAGGUGGUGUUGCAACUUCUUAAAAAAUGCUCCUAAAAUGUUUUAGGAAGGUGUACACAUUGAUUUUUCCACAAAAUACUUUUCCAAAGUAUUCUGGUUUUUUGAAUGCUGUUAGUUCCUAUGUAGAACUAUUGCUCCGCUCUUUCCAAUGGAAUUACCACCAAUGGGAAAAAAUGCCCUUGACAGGAAAAGGCAGAGACAAAUUCUGUGUUGCCAAAGAUUUCUGAAUAGCCAAUGCCAGGGAUGAAGUCAGCCUGCUACUGCUUUAAUUAUCUGUUGAAUGCUCACUGAUUUGGGAAUCUCUGGGGACUCAAUUCAAAACUGAUGGAAAUCACUUUGACAAGUUCGGAUCGUGAGCAUAGAUCAUGAGUACCCAUUCUGGUAAUAUCUUUGCACUCCUAGUACGAAGGUAAGCAGUGUUUUGUCUGAGAAGCACCACGUGCACGUGAUGCAUUAUAUAGUUAAUAGUAAUGUUAAAGAGGAGCCCAUCCAGCUCUCGGAGGGCUGACACAGCCAGUGCUCAGUCACCUGCCAGAGGGAUGGACAGUAGUAGGACCCCACAUAAGGACAGUAGGCAGCAGAGUACAAAUGCACUUAACCAGUUGACAUGUCCGGGUACACCAAAAAGAUGAAUAAGUAAUCACUCAUGAAUUAUAACUGGCUGACGCCCUUAGCAAGUAGAAAAUCAGAAGCACUUUACGUAUUGAUGGUUGUAUUUCAAUGACUUUUUUUUUCAUGCCUGUAUCUCAGAAAUAGCAUACGCCUUUAACGGUGCUAAAACAAGUCUGGGGCUUGUUGAUGUUGAACCUUAGGGUACCCACAAGAGUGAAACUCAGUGUCAAUGCCAAAGGAUCACACAGGAGCUGUCUAGGGGCAUUGCUGUGUACAGUAUACAACUGUCAUGUAUUUACUAAAAAAAGGCCUUUUUUUUCCUGACUAGGCAUAGUUAGUUCUUUUGAGCAGAAAGUGUUUCAUUUUCAGCAGAUGUGUCUCAUUCUGUUCCUUCUUUCCUGGGAGGAUGCAGAGAAGUGUGACUUAACUAUGGGGGAGUGAAGAAUGAUAUGAUGAAUAAAUAGCCAUCCACCAGAUUCAUAUAUUUUCCUGGCUAUUGCAGUGAUGCAUAACUAAUGACACAGAGAAAAGCAAGUUUUCUGUAAACUUUUAUUGCGUAAUCCACAGAACUCUCAUGUUCUGGAUUGGAGCCUCCCAGGCAAACCCUCCAGAAAGGGCCUGAAGGUGAAAGCAGGGGGCUGUUCCCACUGAAAGACAAGGAUUCGCAAGAAGCCAUAGCAAUCUGCAUGGCACCCCUGGGCCCGCUCCCCCAGUUUUUGUAGGCUGCCCACCCAGCCUCAGCUCUGGGCCCCCGCCAGCCCCACUGAACGAGGUACGUUCUCCCUCUGACUUGUGCAGUCUGUGAGCUGCAUGAAGUCUGCCCCAUCCUCCCCUUCAGUGGGACCUGGGGAGCAGCGACGCGAAACCAGAGGGUGAGGAGUAACAGCAGAGCAGGGACGCUCUCCCUCAAGUCAGCAGCAGGACCUCACUUGGGGCACACUCUCACUUCAGGUGCUGAACUCAGAUGCUUUGAGUGGGGUGGGUGGGAAAGAUGUCACCAGGUUUUGUUAUUGUUUGCAAGAUGGACUCAGGAAGAGUCACCAUUUUAUAUAAGGGUGUUUUAAACAGCUGAUUUUACAUCUUUUUUGCAUUACUUGCUGCUAUUUCUGUGAAUUCCUGCAGACAAGCAGCCGUCAGCAUCAGCCACUGCUGUUCUAAUUUACUGGCCAUAAAGAGACUGUAAACUGGAACCAAUGCAUGUUCUUACCAUGUAUUAUGCAUGAUAGCAUGUUGUAUAUUUUAUUCUCACACUGUAAUAAAUAAUGUAAGUUGUAUGUAGACUUAGUUUAAGCAGGGGAAGUACUGACCCUUCUUUCUCUCUCAUAUCAUGUAUUGUCAAGAGUGCUUUGCUGAACCUCUACGAGUGCCGUUAGCAGUCAGCAGGAUAUAAACUCCUGAAACGAAUCAGGAAAUAUUUACUAAACUUAACAUUUUUCACUUGAAUACUAGAAAUAGUUUGGGUUAAACUUGCAUUUGUGAACCUACUCCAGGGCUCCCAGUUACAUUUCUGUGUUCUGUUCUAAGGGAAACUCGGAUUGGGGUGUAAACUUGGGAAUGACUUUCUUUAAAUAGAUAGUAUCAAGAUAUUGGCAGGGCAGCACUCACAAAUUUUUAACAUCUUUGGGAGUUUCUUCUUUUUAAAUGGAAUUCCACAUGUACCGGAGUAGCUAAGAUGCCUGUAAUUUUUUUCAUAUUGUUGCUGCUGGAAAUAGUAUUUCUGAGGAUGGCUGGAGAAAAAAUUGUGUGCGCUCUUUUGGCUGUUCCUCUAACCCCUCCUCACACACAGGCACACACACUUAUUUGCAGAUGAGAAAAGUGUCUACAGGGAAAGUAGACGCUCUUUUUACAGAUCGUGGCAAGCUGGAACAAAGAAUGUUAAUCUUUUUUUUACAUGGUUAAAUAGAGAAGUUGUGUAGUACAUGUUGAUUCAUGUAUGUUCUGUAUAUUUUCAAAGCCUGUGUCUACGUUAGUGACAAAUGAGCACAACUGGAUCAGAUCUGUAGCCUGAAACUGUUGGUGCUGUGAACUCAGCAUACACCCCAUGGGUUUGGUCCCAUGGGUUAAAUGCCAUUACCUAGCAAUUGGAGCAUGUCUUUUAGUUUUAUCCAAAAGAAAUCCAGUUCACAUGCUCAAGGCCACCCCAUGAUGCAAACCAAACCUUGGUAAGUGGAGGUGUUUGGGAGAGUCACUCAAAAAGCUCACUUCUUAGCUAAACUCUUAUCUAAAUGCUCCAAAAGUACGCCACUGUAAUAUGCUACCCCAUGGGAAAGUGUAAUUCCCAUUAGCCCACCUUUGGCUAGAUGGAAGUCCGUUGUUUGUUUCCUCAGUAGGCUUUGUCUGGGUUCCUUCUUUUCAUAAGCAUUUUCUUCCACAUCUGAGAUCUGAUCCCCCUUGUCAGAUCAUAAGAAUAGAGGGCUCGUGACUCCUCCUAAAGUUAGCAUCCAAAUGUGCUCCGUAAGUCGGGAAUAUGGUAUAGGGCAGUGUCAUCCAGCAAGGAUACAGUAUGGAAAGUGCCUAGUUUGAGGUAGUUAAUUGUGAUUGUGCUUAUGGAUGUGGUUUUAUCAUGAACAUGGUAGAUACUUGCUAAUGCAUCCAUUGUUUUCAUAUACUGCAUGACACACAAUAAUUCCCUCCAUCAUUUUUCCAGAAUAUGUUUGUUCUUGUGGCCUUCCAAUUGUAUAUAUGUAUGUGUGUGCAUUUGUGCACGUAUAUACAGUAUACAAGCACUGUUCUGUUUUUCUAGAGUUGCUAGAAUAUGCUGCUCCUAAUAUGAGCUGAUUUAGAAAGUAGUGUUGACUAGUGUAUUCAUACUAGAUAUCACUGUAGUUAGAAAACUUUCAUCCUAUAGAUUUAGAAAGCUUUCAUACUAUUUAUACUUAUUUUAGAUGUUUUGCCAUGUAUUUUCCUGCUGUAAACUGCUUAGUUUUUGCCCUGUAUGGAGAAUGUGCUUCUGUGUACUUGCAAAAUUGUGCCUG